This is a messenger RNA of Limulus polyphemus (Atlantic horseshoe crab), 3899 nucleotides long. RefSeq names its product ATP-dependent 6-phosphofructokinase-like. Gene Ontology annotation, molecular function: fructose-6-phosphate binding; monosaccharide binding; 6-phosphofructokinase activity. The transcript is spliced from 21 exons. Gene Ontology annotation, biological process: fructose 1,6-bisphosphate metabolic process; canonical glycolysis; fructose 6-phosphate metabolic process. Gene Ontology annotation, cellular component: cytoplasm; 6-phosphofructokinase complex. Bases 109 to 2559 code for a protein of 816 amino acids. Lineage: Eukaryota; Metazoa; Arthropoda; Merostomata; Xiphosura; Limulidae. The record is from RefSeq and is a predicted model, not a curated record.
GGCGCUAAUUAUUAGAACGUUUGCUGUGAAGGUCGAACAGGACAUGUUCCGUUAGAUGAUUGUACGACAGUAGCUAGGCCAAGUACAAGGAAAUCGUAAGGUUAAACCAUGUCUAACCCAGCUCCUAUACCAGCUGCAUCUGUAGAGGAUAAACAUUUGAGUAGUAAGGAGGGCACCUCUGCAAUGAAAGGAGGACAGACAGGAAAAGCCAUUGCAGUUUUUACAAGUGGUGGCGAUUCACAAGGCAUGAAUUCAGCUGUUCGUGCAGUGGUGAGGAUGGGUCUGUAUCUUGGAACCAAAGUUUUCUUCAUCAAAGAAGGUUACCAAGGCAUGGUAGAUGGUGGGGAUCAUAUUCAAGAAGCUACAUGGGUGAGCGUAUCGGGAAUAAUUCAUAAGGGUGGCACUGUUAUUGGUAGUGCUCGAUGCAAAGACUUUCGAGAACGCCCUGGACGACUCAGAGCAGCAGCUAAUCUGGUGAAAUGUAAGAUCUGUAAUCUUGUAGUUAUUGGUGGUGAUGGAAGUUUGACUGGUGCAAAUCUCUUCCGCCAAGAGUGGAGCUCAUUAUUAGAUGAACUAGUUGAAAAAGGAGAAAUUACUGCCGAAUUACGUGCAGAGUGCAGCCACUUAAACAUUGUAGGACUGGUAGGUUCAAUAGACAAUGAUUUUUGUGGCACUGACAUGACUAUUGGUACAGACUCUGCUUUACAUCGUAUCAUUGAGGCCAUUGAUGCCAUUGUCACAACUGCAUCUAGUCAUCAAAGAACAUUCAUCUUGGAGGUAAUGGGAAGACAUUGUGGAUACCUGGCACUCGUCGCUGCUUUAGCAAGUGAAGCUGACUUUGUUUUCAUACCAGAGUGGCCUCCAGAGCCUGACUGGCCAGACAAACUGUGCAAAAAGCUCAAGCAAGAACGUGAAUCUGGCCAACGUUUGAACAUCAUUAUUAUUGCAGAAGGAGCCAUUGAUAGAAAUGGUAGCCCCAUCUCUGCUGAGCAAGUGAAGAAGGUGGUUGUUGACAACCUGAAGCAGGAUACACGAGUGACAGUCUUGGGUCAUGUACAGCGUGGAGGGAGUCCUUCAGCUUUUGAUAGAAUCCUGGGUUGUCGAAUGGGAGCAGAAGCUGUUCUUGCUUUGUUUGAAGCCACACCAGACUCUGAAGCAUGUGUUGUUUCCCUGGAUGGAAACCAGGCAGUUAGAGUACCACUAAUGGAAUGUGUUAAAAAGACUCAAGGUGUAGCAAAGUAUAUGGCUGAAAAAAAAUGGGACGAGGCAGUGAAACUCCGUGGGAGGAGCUUUGAAAGAAACUUAAUAACAUACAAAAUGCUAACAAGGCUUCGUCCUCCAAAGACUGCAUUUGAUGCUGAAGGACAUGGUGUCCAGCAAUUGAAGGAAGGAUACAUCUUGGGUGUGAUCCACAUUGGAGCUCCCUGCUGUGGAAUGAAUGCAGCUGUCCGGUCCUUUGUUAGAAACUGUUUAUUUCGAGGUGAUAAAGUAUUUGGAAUUCAUGAUGGUAUUGAGGGUUUAGUUGAAGGAAAUAUUAAACCUCUUGGCUGGAGUGAAGUUAAUGGCUGGGUUGGCCAAGGAGGUGCUUUCCUAGGUACCAAGAGAACCCUUCCAGAUAAAUAUAUGGAGAAAUGUGUUGCUCGUCUGAAAGAAUUCAGGAUUCAAGCACUUCUUGUAAUUGGAGGAUUUGAAGCCUACAAUUCAGUGUUGCAGUUUGCUGAGAGUAGAGAAAAGUACCCAGAGCUGAGGAUUCCCAUGUGUGUGAUACCAGCCACCAUCAGCAACAAUGUACCAGGAACUGACUUCUCAUUAGGUGCUGACACAGCACUCAAUGAAAUAACAGAGAUCUGUGAUCGCAUUCGUCAAUCAGCUCAGGGAACCAAACGCAGAGUUUUUGUAGUAGAAACUAUGGGUGGUUACUGUGGAUAUCUUGCUACUUUAGCUGGGCUUGCAGGAGGUGCUGAUGCUGCAUAUAUCUUUGAAGAACCAUUCUCUAUCAAAGAUCUUAUUGGUGAUGUUGUUCAUAUGCAGGCCAAAAUGGCUGAAGGUGUACAAAGAGGACUCAUAUUGAGAAAUGAAUAUGCCAAUUCCAACUAUACAACAGACUUCAUCUUCAGACUGUACAGUGAAGAAGGUAAAAAUAUAUUCUCAACAAGGAUGAAUGUGUUGGGUCAUAUGCAGCAGGGUGGUAGCCCAUCACCAUUUGAUCGUAACUUUGGUACAAAGAUGGCUUCUAAGGGAGCUGAGUGGUUGAUCACCCAACUGAAAAAAAACACUGAUGCCAGUGGAAAUAUUUCUUGUAACAGUCCUGAAACUGCCAUCCUGUUAGGCUUAGUUAGACGACAGUAUCGCUACACUCCAGUACAAGCAUUGAGAGCUGAGACAGAUUUCAAAAAUCGCCUUCCUCAUCUUCAGUGGUGGCUACACUUACGAGCUCUCUUGAAGGCUUUGGCCACUCCUGUUGUUUACUUGGUAGACCAGGGUGUAACACCCUCUCCUAACCAGUUUGAGAAGACCAUUUUUGAAGAUGCUGAUUCUUUUGGGGAAGCUAUGGAAUAAAGAGUCAUUUAUGUCUAUAUACUCCUCACUAACAGCUUCACCUUUACAGACGUUUGUUUUCUUUCUUGUUUUAAAGUGUGUGCCUGUCAGAUUCAAUGGCUGUGUGAACAGUGGUGUGACAAGUAAUAAUUAGAUUUUAAUUAAUCGUCAUUAUACUGAGGUCAUAGAAAUGAUACUAUGUGAGUUGUCAAAGUAUUUUUAAAAUCUGUUUCUUCUUACUUGAUUUCACAAAGUUUGCAACAUAAAGUGUGUGCUUGUGUAAUUUAGCUUAUUUACAUUUUCGUUUAAACCAAAUGUUUUUAUUGCAGAGACUUCUAUCUUAAAUAUCUGAAAGUGUUCUUCCGUAUCCAUGUAUUUAGUGAAACACAUCACAUUAUUAAGUGGCUUAUUUUUUCAAUAAGGAAGGCUGUUAACAUUUUUUUCUUCUAAUACCAUUAUGAUAUCACAAGCAAUAAAGUUUCAUAAAAUCCCUUGUUAAGGUUUGAUUACAUAUGUAUGACAGAAUAGUUACAAAAAAAGGACAACAACAUUAAAACUAGUCAUGAAUUAAUAUGAAGAGUGAAACAUAAAGCUCAAAAAAGAUUUUAGUAAUACAGUUUUCUAUAAUUUUGUAUUUGAGGUGUUUAGUUAUUAUGCUGGAUUGCAUUCUUAACGUAGUUUGACUAGUCACUGUUGACAUUUUUAUUGCAUAAUUAGUAUUUUUGUAGCACAAUAUGCUAUAUUGGGAAGUGUAUUGAAGCUUUUUUAUUUCCUUUCAUUUGACAUCCUUAACAAUUCUUACUAUGUGGGUUUCUUCUUUAGAAACAAAUAUUAUUUUACUCUUCCUCUCUCCUACCAUUUUUCACAUAUAAAAUUUAGCACUUGACACACAUCAGGUUAUGACUAAUAGAUAACUCUUACUUAUUUUAAAAGAUUAUUCUUUUUUUACCAUUCAUUUUAAAUUAAUUAAUUUAAAGAAAAUUUAUGUAUUGUUUUUCAUAUGUUUGUGAGGUUUUAUAGUGUUAUUUUUAUUGAAGGUACAAAGGACAAUAACUAGUGAAAAAAAGAAUAAUUAACAUGUUCAUAUAAUGACUCCUGUUUGAAAUUAAAAUAUAAAAAACAAAUUGCCCAGUAUACAUACACUAGACUAAUUCAACUUCCUUCAUCAAAUUUUGAUUAUAUUUUUAAAAUUUAUUGUGUAAUAUCUUAUCUAUUCUAUUAUCCUUAUUGUUGUAGACAUUGAAUUUCCUAGCAUCGGUGGUAUCUGAAGCUUCGUCCAAUUCUGCAGAUAAUCACAGGGCAUGAUACCUUACAUGAACUAUCUGAAUCUAGCCCUGAACUAGUCAAGUUUUACUCAGUAC